Molecule: messenger RNA, 921 nt
Organism: Pseudocercospora fijiensis CIRAD86
Lineage: Eukaryota; Fungi; Ascomycota; Dothideomycetes; Mycosphaerellales; Mycosphaerellaceae
Exons: 4
Coding region: 1-921 (306 amino acids)
Source: RefSeq, a predicted model, not a curated record
AUGGCCUUCUUGAAGAGGAAUUCAAAUACACACUACGUCGACCCUCAGAAAGAACUCAACGUUGGACUCUGGACCUUGUGGGCAGGUGCGACUGCUUUUCUCGCCGCUCGCGUAUGGACCAAAUGUUUUCGCCGCCACGGCUUGUGGUACGACGAUUACAUUUUGCUAGUCUCGUGGGUCAUCCUCACUGUCAAUGAUAUUAUCAUAACAAUCGAAUACGCCACUGGUUACGUUGAUCCGAAAUGGGACGAACGCAUGCACAUCCUCAUCAUAAUCAGCUCAUGUGGUACUCUCCUUGGCCAGAGCCUGACCAAGACUGCAUUCGCAGUCACGCUUCUGAAGUUGACCAAAGGAUUCUCCCACUGGAAGGCGUGCCACUACGUGCUUUGGUUCUGCAUUGUCACCAUGUGCUCGUGUAACUUUGCCAAGAUCAUUGUCGAAUGGGGCAAAGUCUGCAACAGUGCCAGCUACGACGUGUGGUAUCGAAUCGACUUCUGCCUCGACAAGAGUGCCCGAAAUCAAUUCAAAGAAGCAGGAAACUAUUACAACAUCAUCAUGGACUUUGUAUUUGCUGCCUUCCCAUGGAUCAUCACUUACAGCUUGGACAUGAAACGCAAAGAAAAGAUCGGACUUUGCCUGACCAUGAGCUUGGGCAUGGUCGUUGCUAUCGAGUCAGCCAUACGGACAAAAUGGAAGUUUGAUGGCAAUCAAGAAGACGAGCGGUACUUUUGGCGAAACGCCAUGUCUAACAUAUGGUAUUCAUCCGAGGUCGCAGGCACGAUCAUCGUUCAGUGCGUUCCUGUCUUGCGUCCUCUAGUGCAAGAUAUUCACUCGUCGUUACGGUCGAAACGGUUGGGGUCUGCGGUUGAUGAAGUUGCUCUGGAAGCACAGGUAGAGCCGCGUUGCUAUCAUGCAAAAUAG